Messenger RNA from Colletotrichum karsti, 654 nucleotides. RefSeq lists its product as uncharacterized. Lineage: Eukaryota; Fungi; Ascomycota; Sordariomycetes; Glomerellales; Glomerellaceae. The transcript is spliced from 3 exons. Bases 1 to 654 code for a protein of 217 amino acids. The record is from RefSeq and is a predicted model, not a curated record.
AUGGCUUCUUCGCACAACUCUGCAACAGUUCGAGGCGGCGCUGAUGAAAUCGCCAGCCAGAAUGAUGCUGCGCAGGUCAUUUCAUCCCAGAAGAAUCACCUGGCGCCCAGCGCCCGGUCCGAUCUACUUGCUUCCAUGCCCUCCAACGAGAACAAUGAGGUGGCCUCGGGUUCUUCCGCCCUCGCCAACAAAGGCAUCGAGAACCGUUUGACCCAAAUCGAGCGAGACAACAAGCACUGGAAGGAGAAUCACCGAGAGAUUCUCAAGUACCAGCUGAGACAGGCAAAGAGUAUCAACAAUGUCACGGCCAGCUGCGCCGCUGCCAAUGAGAACGCAAAGAAGAUCCGCGGCGAUCUCAUUGUGGCCAAGCAGCAGGCGUCUGAGAUGAUCAACGUGGUCGACGGUCGCCACCGAGCUGCCAACGACGAGCUGCGCAAGGAGAUGAUCGAUAGCAAGGCUUACAUCACGAAGAUUGAGAACGACAAUGCUGGCUUGAACAAGGAACUUCAGCAGCUGAAGAGCGACAAGGAUGAGCACCAGAAGGAGUUGGACAAAACUCGCAUUCGCCAGGAACAGUCUGACCAAAUGCUUCUGGGCAUCAUCGCUGUUCUCGUCGCUAUCGUCGCUGUUCUGGCUUGGGUUAUUCUUCGUUGA